GGGGCCAGGGGCGGGGGCCCUGGAAGGAGCGGGAGUUCAAGCCGAGCAGGGACGGGGCUAGGGGUCGGGGGGUGGGGGCAGCAAGCUGAAGCUGACACCCGUGCAUCCGGACACCGCACGAGCAUCGCCUGUGACAGCGCCCCGGGUCCGGUGGAGGGCAGCGGGGGGAGGAGGGAAGGAGGAGGAGAAGGAGGAGGAGGCGGGAGCAGCAUCCGGAGCGGAGCUGCAGCAGCGCCGCCUUUUGUGCUGCGGCCGCGGAGCCCCCGAGGGCCCAGUGUUCACCAUCACACCAGGGGCCAGAGGCCAUGGCUUGCCUCCAUGAGACCCGAACACCCUCUCCUUCCUUUGGGGGCUUCGUGUCUACCCUAAGUGAGGCAUCCAUGCGCAAGCUGGACCCAGACACUUCUGACUGCACUCCCGAGAAGGACCUGACGCCUACCCAGUGUGUACUUCGAGAUGUGGUACCCCUUGGUGGGCAGGGUGGGGGAGGGCCCAGCCCCUCCCCAGGUGGAGAGCCGCCCCCUGAGCCUUUUGCCAACAGUGUCCUGCAGCUACAUGAGCAGGAUGCAGGGGGCCCAGGGGGCGCAGCUGGGUCACCUGAGAGUCGGGCAUCCAGAGUUCGAGCUGAUGAGGUGCGACUGCAGUGCCAGAGUGGCAGUGGCUUCCUUGAGGGCCUCUUUGGCUGCCUGCGCCCUGUCUGGACCAUGAUUGGCAAAGCCUACUCCACUGAGCACAAGCAGCAGCAGGAAGACCUUUGGGAGGUCCCCUUUGAGGAAAUCCUGGACCUGCAGUGGGUGGGCUCAGGGGCCCAGGGUGCUGUCUUCCUGGGGCGCUUCCACGGGGAGGAGGUGGCUGUGAAGAAGGUGCGAGACCUCAAAGAAACCGACAUCAAGCACUUGCGAAAGCUGAAGCACCCCAACAUCAUCACCUUCAAGGGUGUGUGUACCCAGGCUCCCUGCUACUGCAUCCUCAUGGAGUUCUGCGCCCAGGGCCAACUAUAUGAGGUACUGCGGGCCGGCCGCCCUGUCACCCCCUCCUUACUGGUUGACUGGUCCAUGGGCAUCGCCGGUGGCAUGAACUACCUGCACCUACACAAGAUUAUCCACAGGGAUCUCAAGUCACCCAACAUGCUAAUCACCUACGACGAUGUGGUGAAGAUCUCAGAUUUUGGCACUUCCAAGGAGCUGAGUGACAAGAGCACCAAGAUGUCCUUUGCAGGGACAGUAGCCUGGAUGGCCCCUGAGGUGAUCCGCAAUGAGCCUGUGUCUGAGAAGGUCGACAUCUGGUCCUUCGGUGUGGUGCUGUGGGAACUGCUGACUGGUGAGAUCCCCUACAAAGACGUAGAUUCCUCAGCCAUCAUCUGGGGUGUGGGAAGCAACAGUCUCCAUCUGCCUGUGCCCUCCAGUUGCCCAGAUGGUUUCAAGAUCCUACUUCGCCAGUGCUGGAAUAGCAAACCGCGAAAUCGCCCAUCAUUCCGACAGAUUCUGCUGCAUCUGGACAUUGCCUCAGCUGAUGUACUCUCCACACCCCAGGAGACUUACUUUAAGUCCCAGGCAGAGUGGCGGGAAGAAGUAAAACUGCACUUUGAAAAGAUUAAGUCAGAAGGGACCUGUCUGCAUCGCCUAGAAGAGGAACUGGUGAUGAGAAGGAGGGAGGAGCUCAGACAUGCCCUGGACAUCAGGGAGCACUAUGAAAGGAAGCUGGAGAGAGCCAACAACCUGUAUAUGGAACUUAAUGCCCUCAUGUUGCAGCUGGAACUCAAGGAGAGGGAGCUGCUCAGGCGAGAGCAAGCUUUAGAGCGGAGGUGCCCAGGCCUGCUGAAGACACACCCUUCCCGGGGCCUCCUGCAUGGAAACACAAUGGAGAAGCUUAUCAAGAAGAGGAAUGUGCCACAGAAGCUGUCACCCCAUAGCAAAAGACCAGAUAUCCUCAAGACAGAGUCUUUGCUACCUAAACUAGAUGCAGCCCUAAGUGGGGUUGGGCUUCCUGGGUGUCCUAAGGGUCCCCCCUCACCAGGACGGAGUCGCCGUGGCAAGACCCGUCACCGCAAGGCCAGCGCCAAGGGGAGCUGUGGGGACCUGCCUGGGCUUCGUACAGCUGUGCCACCCAAUGAACCUGGAGGACCAGGAAGCCUAGGAGGGGGACCCUCAGCCUGGGAGGCCUGCCCUCCCGCCCUCCGUGGGCUUCAUCAUGACCUCCUGCUCCGCAAAAUGUCUUCAUCAUCCCCAGACCUGCUGUCAGCAGCACUAGGGUCCCGGGGCCGGGGGGCCACAAGCGGAGCUGGGGAUCCUGGCUCACCACCUCCGGCCCGGGGUGACACCCCACCAAGUGAGGGAUCAGCCCCUGGCUCCACCAGCCCAGACUCACCUGGGGGAGCCAAAGGGGAGCCACCUCCUCCAGUAGGGCCUGGUGAAGGUGUGGGGCUUCUGGGAACUGGAAGGGAAGGGACCUCGGGCCGGGGAGGAAGCCGGGCUGGGUCCCAGCACUUGACCCCAGCUGCACUGCUGUACAGGGCUGCCGUCACCCGAAGUCAGAAACGUGGCAUCUCAUCAGAAGAGGAGGAAGGAGAGGUGGACAGUGAAGUAGAGCUGACAUCAAGCCAGAGGUGGCCUCAGAGUCUGAACAUGCGCCAGUCACUAUCUACCUUCAGCUCAGAGAAUCCAUCAGAUGGGGAGGAAGGCACAGCUAGUGAACCUUCCCCCAGUGGCACACCUGAAGUCGGCAGCACCAACACUGAUGAGCGGCCAGAUGAGCGGUCUGAUGACAUGUGUUCCCAGGGCUCAGAAAUCCCACUGGACCCACCUCCUUCAGAGGUCAUCCCCAGCCCAGAACCCAGCUCCCUGCCCAUUCCACACCAGGAACUUCUCAGAGGAAAGCAGGGCCCUCCCAAUUCUGAGGACUCAGACUGUGACAGCACUGAAUUGGACAACUCCAGCAGCGUUGAUGCCUUGCGGCCCCCAGCUUCCCUCCCUCCAUGAAAGCCACUCAUAUUCCUUGUACAUAGAGAAAUAUUUAUAUAAAUUAUAUAUAUAUACAUAUA
Messenger RNA from Mandrillus leucophaeus (drill), 3040 nucleotides. RefSeq names its product mitogen-activated protein kinase kinase kinase 12 (gene MAP3K12). Gene Ontology annotation, biological process: JNK cascade; protein autophosphorylation. The record is from RefSeq and is a predicted model, not a curated record. Gene Ontology annotation, molecular function: ATP binding; JUN kinase kinase kinase activity. The transcript has 14 exons. NCBI's taxonomy places the organism in Eukaryota, Metazoa, Chordata, Mammalia, Primates, Cercopithecidae. The coding region runs from base 306 to 2978 and encodes 890 amino acids.